AUGGACUCUUAUCCCUCAACUGUUACACAGGCUUUUAAUAAUAAUCAUCAUCCUCCUCCUCCAUGGAAGAAUCUUCUGAAGUAUACUAAAGAAACCCUGAGUCAGCACCUGGAGUACCUUGGGCUCUGUGGAGAUGACACAGAAGCUGAAGAUCAGAUCCUUGAAAGUCUGAAUGGGAUUCUCCUGGCUCUUACUGAAGAUAAGCAGAGAUCCUACAGCCUACUCGGAGAGAGUGGGAUCUUCAUAACUUUGGCAAAAAUCCUGAAGGGCAAUCCACGGUGUGCAGUAAAAGCAGCCCAGGUGCUUUCAGAGAUAGUCAAGAAUGAGGAAAUGAAGAAGCCAUGUAUUGAAGCAGAUUUGGUUCUAACUUUGAUACCUUUGCUGGACAGCACAGACCAAGAAACGUUGCUUCAUGCUGGGAGGGCUAUUGGCCGUAUCUGUUAUGAUAAUCGAGAUCUUCAGGAAGAGCUGGUGAAGGUAGGAGUAAUCACAUCACUAGUCCGAAUAUUAACCGAUUAUGCAGAGAGUGAACCACUUGUCCAUGUUGAUCUGUUGGCCUUAUACAACCUUGCAGACCUUGAUAUAGCCAAAGAAGCUCUAAGCAAGACAAAGGUUGCUGAACAGCUGGUGAAACAACUGAGAAGAGCAGAGAACCAUGAGAGGUUAGAAAUUGUCUUUGAGGUCCUGCAAGCACUUGCAGAAAAUGAUGCUCUGAAAGUGCAGUUGGUGGAGGCAGGAGUGCAAGAGGUGCUGUCCGAGAUCCUGCUGAGGCUCCAGGGUAGUUCACAAGCUGAAGAUACCUGCAUUCUGAAGGCUGCAUCAGAUCUCAUUGUCUCUCUGCUUCUUGGAGAUGGCAACUGUGUACAAAUGCUACAGCUGGGAGUCAUACAUCAGCUUCUGGAUCUUUUGGAGGAACACGCAGAGAGUGGGGAUGUCUCUGUUCAACAUGCUGCACUCAGUGCACUUCGAAACCUUGCUAUACCAGUUGUUGACAAGGUUCAAAUGCUGGAGGAAGGUGUGGCAGAACGGAUUCAGGCACUUCUAAGGUCAGAGAUACCUCCCGUGCAGUUUAAACUUCUUGGAACACUACGGAUGUUAGCAGAUGGUCAAGCUGAUGCAGCUGAAAUCUUGGGCCAAGACCCCAUGCUGCUCAACAGACUUGUACAGUGGUGCAACUCCAACGACCACACCGGCAUUCAUGGAGAAGCAAAUCGGCUGCUAGCAUCAAUCUUGCGUCACAACAGAUCCCAAGAAGUGGUCAAAGCCAUCCAGGAGGCACAAGGAGUGAAGCAGCUCGUUUCCAUGACAACAAGCAAACAUGCUGCCAUGCAGAAUGAGGCUCUGAAUGCUUUGGCAGUAGCAUCUGCCAUCAAUUUAGAAACCCUUGAAGAAUCUUUUAAGGAAUCACAGCUAGUUCAAAGCUUACACAAACUUCUACAAGAUGAUAAUACAAGUCCUGAGGUGAAAUAUAGUUCAAUGGGUCUUUUGUGCAGUCUUCUUAAUUCAGGUGAUCUGAGACAAGAAAUAGAAGAGGACAAGAUUAAAGAAACCCUUGAACAACUCUGCAGUCACAGCAAUGCAAAUGUGGCCAAGGAAGCUAUCGCAACAUUACAG
Phaethon lepturus (White-tailed tropicbird) is the source of this 1614-nucleotide messenger RNA. Its product is annotated as rap1 GTPase-GDP dissociation stimulator 1-like. Gene Ontology annotation, biological process: positive regulation of GTPase activity. The annotation marks the transcript as partial. The transcript is spliced from 14 exons. The record is from RefSeq and is a predicted model, not a curated record. NCBI's taxonomy places the organism in Eukaryota, Metazoa, Chordata, Aves, Phaethontiformes, Phaethontidae. Gene Ontology annotation, molecular function: protein binding; guanyl-nucleotide exchange factor activity. Gene Ontology annotation, cellular component: cytosol.